AUGUCAACCGAAACAUUGUAUGGUGGUUCCAUAAAGGAGGGCGUGUUUCAGAAGAAAGGAGGGCACGGAGGUUUUUAUCAUACGACCCCUGCGACUUGGAGGAUGAAUGAUACGACAACGACGGUGGUCGAUGGCACACGAGAUCAGAUAGCUCGUGUUCAGUUGACAAUUCCUUCAAUGUAUUUUCAGAAGUACCACAUUAGGGAGGACCGGGAGCUGAGUGACGUAACACGUAUUGCGCUAGAGAACAAAGGGUUAUAUGGUUGGUGGUCGUCGAAGUCAUGUUCUCCAUGUCCGGGGUCUGUGGUAUAUACGAAUCCGCAAAGACGUUGGGUGGAGACGGAUAAGAGACUGGAUGAGGUGACGAAGAUCGAGAGGUUGCGACACGAGGUAGAGACGAUGGGUUACAACGACCACACGAAGAUAGCGGAAUUGUUGCGGGAAGAGGAGCAAUUGAAGGGCGUGCGAUGUUACUGCGAUAACCACCAAGGCUCUAUUCUAGUUCACCGCACGUCGCGUGGUGGGCAGCAGGCCAUCAAAGCCAUCCCUUGGGCGGACCUACAGAAGCCGCUGAUGCUCGGGACCAGUUUAUUCAGACUGGCAGCUGAUGGAGAGUUGGAAAUUCAGGCCUUCACUUCGGACAUUCGCAAGGUCCUAAAAAGAUCCAAACUGGCCUGGUACGUAUUCGGGUUCAAAGCGGAAGCGGCCGGGGAAGGAGAAGUUAGCGGCAAAGGCGUCAUGGGGGCUCGGGAUAUGCGGACUGGCGGUGGCGCCAUGACCCAUGUGGACACCCAGCAUCCAAACAACCACGCAGUAGGCCAUCCCGUCCAUUACAACUGGAUUGAGCGCCUCCUGGAUGUAGACAUUAACCCCUCCCCUGCUAAGACGCCGCCUCCACAACCAAGCCAACUUUAUGACGGAAAUUCGCAUUACGAAGGUAUCCGCCGAGUGCCAUACUGCCACGCCAAAGAUAAGACCUCAAGCACGACGCAGAUCUUCAAAAGAUUCAUGCCGUCAUUCCCCAACUGGUUCAAGCCCAUUAACCAAGACUCUUCGAACACAGUCAUCUGGGACGAGUCUGCUGGCACUGACGGGAAAGCCGGAGUUUCCAAGGGUGGAGUGGUCCUCAAGGAUAAAGUCUCGCAUGAUGGGGAGCAUGAACCGUCUUGUCCUUUGAGCCAGCAGUUCCAGGAGAGGCGGGACCGCAAAAUUCAGUCGGAACGUGCACGGCGAAGACAAGCUGAGAGAAACGCACGAAGGCUAGUCCGGCUUUUGAACAAGAAGAAGGCGCCGCUGCCACCACCGAAAUUGGUCCCGCCUGUCCAGGAGUCCCCGCCAACUCCAGAUCGACCCCACUCGCCUCGGAGUCGGUCGCCCCGCGGUUCGAAACCCAGGUCUCCCAGAGGGGUCGGCCGGGAAGGCUUAAGUCCCCGGGCCGGGAUGAAGCAAAGGAGCAUCAAAUUUACUUCUGACCCCAGUCGAAAUAGUCCUAGUGCUAGUCUCAGUCCUAAGGUGCCUGAGCCGGAGGUGGUGUCUAAGAAGGUCACGACAAAGACAAACACAAGUCGUGAUGAAGACGGGAACUUAAUCGUGGACAAGAUCACCACAACGGUCACGGACUACCGACAGGAAGUGCCCGUCUUGCCUGUUUCGGUGACUCCCCCGCCUCCGGCGCCUGUGUCCAAAAGCGCGACUUCGAGUGACUCCUCGUCAUCGACGGGGUCUGAGAUAUCGUCAGACAUCCCCGUGCUCGAACGAAUUGAGAGGCAGAGGAAGUCGUGGAGACUACCGCACUUGGAAAAAGUGUACACCACCUCGUCCAGCAGCGGGUCCGAGUUCGGCAAAAAGGACCUUGGCAAGAAACGUUUUGCAUUCGAAGGAUGGAUCAGAGGUGGUAGAGGAGGAGCGGAAGAACUGAGUGACUCUGACCUGAGUACAAUUGGCUCCAAUGUAACUUGUCAAUGUCAGAAUAGACGAGCCGUAGACGGUGGAGAUGGUGAUGGUGGACGAGAUGGUGAUGGUGGACGAGAUGGUGAGAGCGAUAUAUCAUCUCUUUGGUCGUUUGCGAAAAAAAUGUGGAAUCGGUUAACAACAGGCGAUGGGGAGAUCUGGGUGGCGAAGGAGUUUGAAUUUGAUCGUGAAAGCCGUUUGCUUUACCAGAUGAUUGAUACGGCUUUGCGUGCUCGAGAAAAGAUAAUUUUACAACAGAACUACGGUUACAAGGGUCCGUUGAAGUUUACGUUGUCAGAUUUUUUGGAGACCGUGAUGCCUUUCAUGUCUGCUACCAUUCUCGGUCGGGACACCAAGGAAAUGCUUUUACAGAAUGCCGGCUGGGGUGAAGGCGAGGGGACGGAUAACGAUCUAUCGGAUGAUUUGCGGAACUCGGUAGCUUAUCGGCUACAUCGCGACCGGUCUAACAAUAAUAAUGCCGUUCUAAACGACCUGCUGGGAUAUAAUGUGGGUGCCUACAAUGGUGUGGGCAGUGUCCGCGACCAGAUGACACGGGUAGCUCCGAAUCCACACACUCUGGAACCUACGAAUUGCAGCGUCCUCGACAUUCUGGACCCGCUGCAAGAACAAGUGGCACGACGGGUUAAAGAGUUUAGGCAAAUUUGUGAGGCCACUCCCUCGCCCCUGGACAGCGGCUGGGACCGUUUCGGUCAAGCCACCAUCAGCGACCAAAAUGUCGAAAGGGAUCUGCGUCUGGCGACCAUGGAUGGGCGACUGGAUGGCGCAGAUGACGAAGAAGACGUGGUGCCUUACUGGCUCAACGGCGACAAGGAACGACGAGAUAACAUUCGCGAUCAACUGGCAGAAGUUGUUACGGAAUAUAAAUUUCUCACCAAGUCGUUACGGGAAUAUACCAACCAUGAACAGUUCCGCUACAACCGUCCGGUUAAUGCUCUCUAUGAAAGCGCCGAGCGAACUCCCCGACGGAUGCCUUGUAUUGGUAAUGUGGAAAGUCCUUGGUUCAACAACCAACGCAGACAGGCAGGAGCAGACCGGGGUGGUAAGACCGGGACAGACCGGUUAGUGGACCAAGUUGUCGACCAGGUGGUGAAGAAAUUACCUUUGGAGACCGGAGAGGGCCUCGACACCAAUGUUAGUCGGCGACCCCGGUUACAACUUGGUGAAGAGCCUGCACGACUCGCUUCUGUAUUUGGUCCCAGCUUAAUUGAGGACCUACGGAGCCGGCCGCGUCUUGAUCUGUAUAACUACGAAGAUAGUCCUCGAAGACCCCGAAGACGAAAUCUUCCCAUGUUCCGGGAUCCUGAUGACGAGGGUUCGAUUCAUGGGGACCGAACUCCCAUGAUUUUCAGCUCGUCCUCUUUAAGCGGGGAAGCAGAUGAUGAUGUCAUAGAACACGAGACCAACAUUAGGGAUCCAAAAGGCGUGAUAGAACCGCAGACAACCACUAGGGGUGCACCGGAUAAUACCUGGAGGGAUCCUGGCAAGCGGAACGAACAUGGCAACGAACAUGAUAACAAACAUGGUAAGCACGACGAACAUGGUAAGCACGACGAACAUGGCCAGCACGAUGAACAUGGUAAGCACGAUGAACAUGGUAAGGGACAUGAUAACCGCAACGGGCAUGCUAAGCGGGGCGAAUCGCCGCCAGAUUAUAAGCUGAAAGACAUCACCGCAAAUAUCACGGACAAAUACCGCUAUUAUCCAGGCCUGGAUCCGGCGACGGGAAGGCCCCUUCCUCGUGGCGUCCCUAUUCCUGGGCUUGAGGGCGACACCGUCGAGAAGGAAGAAAGAAUAAAGGCGGAGAAGCAAAGGAAGAAACAAGAGAGGAAGCAGGAGAAAGAUAAAGGCAAGGAAGGUGAAGGCAAUGAGGGCGAAGGCAAGGAAGGUGAAGGCAAUGAGGGCGAAGGCAAAGGCAAAGAGAAGAUUGAUAACAAGAGUAAGGACAAGGAGAUGUCUGGUCUCAAGGGCAAAGUAAGUGAUCUCAAGGGCAAAGUAAGUGGUCUCAAGGGCAAGAAGGACAAGGAGCAAACUUCUGAUGAGAAGAACAAGAAAGUUGGUGCCUAUACCGGAGACCAGGACGGUGAUGGCAUGAGAGGGACCCCGAGCAAGCCCCGGCACGGCAAGCCGCGUGGAGCUGAUGACAGACACGGCGACGGUGCGGUUCAGCUCGAACAGACCAUGGAGAGGCACAAGAAGGAAGGUACCAAGGUAGGACUUACCCCGGAUGGACCAUCCAGUGUGGGACUGAACGAGUCUCCUGGAAGCCGUAGUAAAGCUGCAGCUCGUGCUCUGGAGAGCACCGGUAUACUUGGACCGGCAUAUCCCGAGAUCCCCCUUUCGUAUUACCGGGCAACUGGGGAGAGCAUGUUCAGUAUUGCCCAUCGUGCGUUUUACUUUAAUUGGCUUGCGGUAGUCGGUGCCCUGGAGAUCCUCCGAGAGAUCUUCGACUAG
This is a messenger RNA of Gregarina niphandrodes, 4422 nucleotides long. RefSeq lists its product as hypothetical. The transcript has 3 exons. The record is from RefSeq and is a predicted model, not a curated record. The coding region runs from base 1 to 4422 and encodes 1473 amino acids. Lineage: Eukaryota; Apicomplexa; Conoidasida; Eugregarinorida; Gregarinidae.